AUGGCGAAGAAAACGAUGGAUGUGGUGAAGGGUCUGGAUUUGCAGAGGUACAUGGGGCGCUGGUACGAGAUAGCCUCAUUUCCGUCAAGGUUUCAGCCCAAGAAUGGAGAGAAUACGAGGGCUACCUACACUCUGAGAGAUGAUGGGACUGUGAACGUGCUCAAUGAGACUUGGUCUGAUGGAAAAAGAAGCUCCAUAGAGGGCACUGCAUACAAGGCCGACCCCUCCAGCGAAGAGGCCAAACUCAAAGUGAAAUUCUACGUUCCUCCAUUUUUGCCCAUCAUCCCUGUUGUUGGUGAUUACUGGGUUUUGUUUAUUGAUGAGGAUUAUCAGUAUGCUUUGAUUGGCCAGCCUAGCAGGAAUUACCUUUGGAUAUUAAGCAGGCAGCCUCGUCUUGAUGAUGAAAUCUACAACCAGCUAGUUCAAAGGGCCAAGGAUGAGGAAUAUGAUGUUAGCAAACUCCACAAGACACCGCAGAGUGAGACUCCACCGGAAGGAGAAGAAGGCCCCAAAGACACCAAGGGCAUCUGGUGGUUCAAAUCCCUCCUGGGAAAGUAG
Messenger RNA from Prunus armeniaca (apricot), 558 nucleotides. The record is from the annotation of a GenBank genome assembly. NCBI's taxonomy places the organism in Eukaryota, Viridiplantae, Streptophyta, Magnoliopsida, Rosales, Rosaceae.